Messenger RNA from Penicillium lagena, 1458 nucleotides. Its product is annotated as LLM class flavin-dependent oxidoreductase. NCBI's taxonomy places the organism in Eukaryota, Fungi, Ascomycota, Eurotiomycetes, Eurotiales, Aspergillaceae. The record is from RefSeq and is a predicted model, not a curated record. The coding region runs from base 1 to 1458 and encodes 485 amino acids. The transcript has 8 exons. Gene Ontology annotation, molecular function: monooxygenase activity; oxidoreductase activity, acting on paired donors, with incorporation or reduction of molecular oxygen.
AUGGCUGCAAAUGGGAAUACAUCGGGAGACAAGGCCCGCAAGUCGCUUAUCCUCAAUGCUUUCGUUGAGAUGUGCAGUGGCCAUCAAUCACCCGGCUUAUGGCGCCAUCCUGAAGACGAAUCUCAUAGAUUCAAUGAUAUUGACCACUGGACCGAGCUGGCGAAGCUUCUGGAGGAUGCCAAAUUCCACGGUAUCUUCAUUGCCGAUGUAUUAGGAGGAUAUGAUGUUUACAAAGGACCCAGAAACCUCGACCCAGCGGUUGUGUCGGGUGCUCAGUGGCCAGUGAACGAGCCGCUGGCUGUCGUUCCGGCGAUGGCAGCAGUGACCAAAAACAUCGGGUUCGGCGUGACGGUCACCACAACAUAUGAGCAACCUUACCAUCUCGCGAGACGCUUGUCUACCGUUGAUCACCUCACGAAAGGACGGGUUGGAUGGAACGUUGUCACUGGCUACCUUGAUUCUGCUGCUCGAAACUUGGGUGCAGCUGAACAACCUAAUCAUGACGACAGGUAUGCGGUUGCAGAGGAGUAUAUCAAAGUAACCUACAAACUGUGGGAAUCAUCAUGGCGCCAGGAUGCCGUGGUCCUAGACCGUGAGCGCGGCAUCUACACCAACCCAGAGCUUGUGCGCCAGAUCAAUCACGUCGGCAAGUAUUUCAAUGUGCCGGGCCCUCAUAUCUGUCAACCCAGCCCGCAGCGAACGCCGGUCAUCCUGCAGGCUGGCACCUCCAAAGCCGGCAAGACUUUUGCGGCGCAGCAUGCGGAAGCCAUCUUCGUGGCAGGCCACAGCCCGUCCGUGGUGGCCAAGAACGUGGCUGAGAUCCGCCAGCUGGCGAAGACGGAGUACGGACGUGACCCGCAAAGCAUCAAGUUCCUGGCGCUUUUGUGUCCGGUUUUGGGCAAGACAGAGGAGGAAGCCCUUGAGAAAUUCAAGUACUACCGUAGCCUUGGCUCUAUUGAUGGUGCUCUCGCUCUGUUCGGAGGCUGGACUGGUAUCGAUUUGAACAAGUAUGAAGAGGAAGAGGAGCUCCGGCACGUUCAGAGUAAUGCCAUUCGUUCCGCUGUGGAGGGCUGGUCCAAGGCUACGCCGGAAGUCGCUAAAUGGACCAAGAACACUGUCGGCCAGCACAUCACCGUCGGCGGUCUCGGCGCCACUCCUGUUGGCACGGCUGCACAGGUCGCUGAUGAAAUGGAACGCUGGGUCGAGGAAGCAGAUGUCGAUGGCUUCAAUCUGGCAUACGCCGUCAAGCCUGGCUCAUUCAAAGACAUCAUCAACCUUCUCAUUCCUGAGCUUCGCCGACGCGGCUUGUUUUGGGAUGACUAUGCGGUGCCCAAGGGCACGUACCGUGAGAAUCUGUUAGCGCAGCCGGGUCAGUCUGGUCCUCGUGCGGAUCACCCGGCUUCGAAGUACCGGUGGAAUGCGGGUGUCGAUGCUGCAAAGGCCCCUGUUCCAAACUGA